GAUGUUACGCCUAAAACUGUAGAAAUAAAGCUGCGUUUUUAGAUUUCUCCGGCGAAGUGUGGACGCCGCCUUAGAAAAUAUGGUAUCGAGAAGACUACAUGUAAGUAGAAAACGCUGAUUAAUGGAGUUGCAAGGUUCAUUAUUCUCAAUUAUCCUGGAGUACUGAAAAAUUUUACUAUUCGAAGCAAAGUGCUCCGGACGACCUUGCUCAGACUCACUAGUUGUUACAACAGUUACGUUCGAGAAAGGAAAAGAAGAGUAAGAUGACAGUAUGUGAAACAUAUACUGCCAUUAGAACUGUUCAUUAGAACGCGCGAACGCUGUUCAGGCAACCGCUUUUCAACAUCGACGUUUCUUAUUCUCCUCGGCGUGCUCGUGGUUGUAGAACAAAGUGAAUUGGUACUUUGGGUGAAACAAAUGCAAAAACUUUGCGGUCAUUUGUUCUAUAAAUGGGUUAUGAUUUCUUUGGUGGCUAUGCCUUCGACGGUCGACAUCAAAAUUCUCAAUACAAGACCGUAAAUUGUUUAGGAAAAUGCUAGCAGAGAUUUUCCGAGGCCAUCAAAUGCUCCAGGCCGGUAAUGAUCUUGAUGAAUCACUAAAUUCUCAGAGGAAAAGUUUUCAAGUAUGCAGGAGAAUCGGUAAGGAGAAUCAAGCAAAUUGAUCAAUAAAAGACUAUGAAAGAACAAAAAAGUUAAUGACUACCACAAAAGCAGUCUUUGUCGUUGAAAUUUAUUGCAAGGUUUUUAUUCAGAUGACUCUUAACCAAGACAAUAUUUCAGAAUACCUCAUUUGCUUAAGAAUGGCAAGCUUUAUUUUUAAUUUGCAUCGUGUUGACUCGAGCGUAAUAAAACUCUUUUGAAAUUAUUUGACAGCUUUCUAUAAAUACAUGUAGUGCUGUUUGUUCGCCUGUCAGCAAAAUUAUAACAUCCUAAUUAACUGCGGAUCUGUAAACAAUUGCGCGUAAUGACUUCACAUGUGUACGUUACCCCGGCAGACGAAACGUUUCAAGAAUACGUUACCAUGGUAACGAGAAAUGGUAACACCGGUUACAAUCGAUGUUGACGAAAUGUCAAAUGUAUUUUUAGGUAUUGAUCAAGAAUAUGAUUCUUGGAUAAAGCACGGUUUGUUUUAAGUAGAUGGCUCAAUAAUUCUUAAAUUAGAGCACCAGCCUUCGAUAAUGAAAUUCUGUGCAUAAAUUUUGUUUGGUAAAUUAUAUAAACUCGAUGUGUCUGUAUGUUAUCUUUACCCUUUUGAAGACUUAACAAUUAUAGCAGAAUAACUUAACCGAUGUUCUAAGUUGGGAGAAUGUUACUCCAUAGCAAUGGUGUCACUGAUUGAUCCUGUGUGCUUAGAUGACAAUAUUCCGGUUUUUGAGACCAGAUCAAAUGAACACAAGAAUUGAAAGAGGGCGGUGUUCUGUAACUCUUGCAAGAUAUGCUCUCUGCACGCAGUUUUGUAGACUUAGUGUGCACCGAAACCGACUUUUGACAACUUCAAGAAAAAAUAUAUAGCAGCCCAGAUUCCAUGAGAGCGUUAUACCCCGAUGCCUUCUUAAUUCAGUGUUAAAGUUAACAACGGUGUCAAAGACUGCUCAUUGCGGCUGACUAAUAAGUUCUGGCUAAUCAGGUGAGAAAUAGGAACGAAAGACUUUAUUAGUCCUCUGAGAUCAUCUGCCAGUUUGUUUGGUUAUGUUAAUAAUGUUUGCUUCGGUUAUUACGUAAAUCCGCAUUUCCUUAAUCAUUGCUGUCGAAAUGUAAUGAAAGAAGUGACAUCUCUGCCAAGUUUAUUUGGUUUCGUGUAGAUAUCUAAGCGCCGAUAUAUCAACUUGCCAAUGUGAUCAGUGAUAAAUCACGAGUACACAGAUGAAUAACGAAGGACAUAGUUUUAAAUACAAAUAAGAUACUUUUUAGUCCUUUGGAACUAAAGAGCCGUGAUUCACCGCAUUAAAGUUGGGUUGAUCAAGCUGUACACAAGAGAGGUUUCCUGGCAAAUCAUGGCGCAGAACCGAAGAACGAUCUCUAAACUCGAGUUUAACAAACGGGUCCGUGAUCUGGUAUCGCGUGAUAGCAACAGGCUACGGCAAACUUUUCAAAAGUUUGACAAGGAGUACGCAAGCCGUAUGGCCGAGAUUCACAGCAUGCAGGAAAAGGUUCGCCAUUCCAUGAGGAAUUUGACGCAGGAAAAGAUGCAAGCGCGGCCAAGCUCGGAGCUUGUUAAUUAUCAUCGCGGCACCAGACUGGAAAGUGAAGCAGAAGGCGGAGGGAAAUCUUCCACAAACGAUCAACGAGAAGGAGGCAUAUCCAACACCAGAAUAUCAAACGCGGAUGAAAGAAUGCCGAAGCAUAAUUACAAGGCUUCACUACCGGGCAUUCAGUUUAAUCAUUCCGACCAUCUUGAAGUCCCAAAUCGUGGACAAGCUAGAAGCCGGCGACACUCUUUACCGCAUCCUCCGACAUUUUUACCGGGAAGCCCGAAGGAGAGCCGAGCACUUCCGAUCCAUGUCUCUCAUCCCAGGACAAUCGCUUCCUCUCUGCCAAAGGAAGCUUUUGCGAAACCAGGAUCACCGAAGGACAUAUCCCUGAUGUCUAACCUGUCUGGUUCUCCAAAAGAGUCUUUCCAUGGAGUUCACUUGCAAUACCCAGAGAAUGCAAGGCAUCGCAAAAGCGAUUACAGAUUGUCAGUUAGGGAGCUACCGAUUUCGUUGUCACGUUCUGAUCCCAUGUUUACCGUUAAAAACAAAUUAAGCCCACAGUUGGAUCGUAAAGGCCAUAUUGUUGCGUCAAAAGGUGAAAAUGACGGAGAUGGCCAAAACGCAAACUCUGAGCCUGUUAAAGAUGACACAUCCGAAGAUCGUGAAGAUAGCUGCGAUAAGGAUUCCCAAAGUCCAAGAGGAAGCCAUGUCACACUGCAACGCCAACCAGUAGCUAAUCAUUCAUCUGACCAUGCCGUGGAAUGCGAACAACAAAGGGGAAACGAUUCUAAUCAUGUCAAGCCCAAAACUCUUCUAAAGAGGACGAGAAGUUCUUCUGUUCCCUGUGAUCCAGAUCGUUUGAGUCUUAAAUCCAGGGACAACACCCGUACUGGCGAAUCCAGGCCUAGCCGGUUGGCUAAUCACGCCGCUGGUACCAAACGAGAUGUGUCGCCUGCAAUCCGAGUUGUUACACCGCAGGGGGGCAUGGAUACAUCUUCAAAGCGUUUUGAGGAACUCCGUAACUGCAGGUAUUUAAGAAACAGUAACAUCGAAUCCUAAUACAUUCAUCACA
This is a messenger RNA of Orbicella faveolata, 3263 nucleotides long. RefSeq lists its product as uncharacterized. The record is from RefSeq and is a predicted model, not a curated record. Lineage: Eukaryota; Metazoa; Cnidaria; Anthozoa; Scleractinia; Merulinidae.